Rubroshorea leprosula is the source of this 3091-nucleotide messenger RNA. NCBI's taxonomy places the organism in Eukaryota, Viridiplantae, Streptophyta, Magnoliopsida, Malvales, Dipterocarpaceae. The record is from the annotation of a GenBank genome assembly.
AGAUUUGGGUUGAAAACAACAUACAACAAGCAAAUCGAAACUUGGAUGAUUAUCAAGGCAUGGUAAACAUCAUUCAGGUUCAAGAAAAGCUUAGUUGAGGUCCUUUGCACGGAAUUACACAGUUUGCGUCAAAAUCGCACAAUUCUGCCGCAAUUUGUAGCAAAUUGAUAUUUCAUGUUAUUUUAGGUUAUUUUUAGUGAUUUUCACAUUUUUUGUAUUAUUUUUUGGCUGAACAUUCGCUUAUUUGAAGCCCAAUUCGUGGUUAUUAGAUUUGUUGGAGUUAGAUUGCUGUAAAAUAACUUGAAUUGAGCUUGUUUAAUUCAAUAACAAACUAAAAGAGGAAAGUUGAGUAAGGGAAAAAGGCAAGAGGUGUGAGCAACAUUUGAGAGAAAAGCCAAGUUCUACAGUGUGCGAAACACGAGUGUUAAGUGGCAUUCUGUGAGAGAGUGGAGUGAAACACGUAAGGGAGUGUUGUGAGGUCCUUUUAUUUUCUGUUUCUAACAUUCCUUGCAUGUUUCAAUCAUGUCAAGCGGUGAUGAUAGAAAACACCAAGUGGAUAAUUCCUUCAUGCUCAAAGCUAUGCAACAACAAUUUCAGAGGCUAGACAUCAUGUUUGGUGAAAUUAAAGACAAAAUGGAGAAGCAAGAUGCAGCCAUUGCCAAGUUAUACCAAAUACAGAAUGGAAGUCCAAAUUUGCAUAAUCACGAUCUUGAUGACAAUGAUGAAGAUGCAUUCAAAGAUAAUGCCUAGAACUCAAAUUUCAGCAUGGACAGAUUUAUGAGAGGUAGAGGGGGUCAAAGAUAUACAUUUAACAAAGGAGACCAAAAUUUGGCAAGGUGGGGAGAUCGGCAAGAUCAUGACUUAAGCAGCAUCAAGAUGAAGAUUCCUCCAUUUCAAGGCAAAAAUGAUCCAGAUGUGUAUUUGGAGUGGGAAAAGAAGGUGGAAUUGGUGUUUGAUUGCCAUAACUAUUCUGAGGAGAAAAAGAUGAAACUAGCAACAAUGGAAUUUACUAAUUACGUUGUGGUGUGGUGGGAUCAGCUUGUGCUUGGUCGUAGAAAUCGAGAGCGUCCUGUUGACACUUGGGAAGAGAUGAAGGCUGUGAUGAGAAAACGGUUUGUUCCUAGUCACUAUUACCGCGAUCUUUAUCAACGAUUACAGGGCCUUACUCAAGGGUCCAGAAGUGUUGAGGAUUAUCACAAGGAGAUGGAAAUCACAAUGGUUAGAGCGAAUGUCGAAGAGGAUAGAGAAGCAACAAUGGCACGAUUUCUGCAUGGUUUAAAUCGUGAUAUAGCUAAUGUGAUGGAACUGCAGCAUUAUGUUGAAUUAGAGGAUAUGGCGCACAUGGCAAUGAAAGUAGAAAGGCAACUCAAGCGUAAAGGUGCCACCACCAGAACUGGGCAAAAUCCAGGUUCUUCAUUUUCUUCGAAACCAAAUUGGAGCAAAAAGGGAGAAAAUUUUGCUUUUAAGCCUAAAACUUCAACAUCUAAGUCAAAAGACGUUGGCAGCAGUGAGAAGAGUAAAACUAACAGUAUGCAAGGUAGAAACCGAGACGUUAAGUGUUUUCGAUGCUUGAGAAGAGGGCAUAUUGCAUCGCAAUGCCCUAAUAAGCACACGAUGAUCUUGAAAAAGGAUGGAGAAAUUGAAACAGAGGGUGAAUCUGAUGAUGACUUUAUGCCACCAUUGGAAGAUGCUGAUGAUGGCAUGGAAUAUGCUGUUGAUGGAGAACUACUUGUCACUAGGCAUGCUUUGAAUGUGCAAGCCAAAGAAGAUGAUGAAGUACAAUGCGACAACAUAUGUCACACGAGGUGCCAUAUCAAAAAUAAGGUGUGUAGUGUGAUUAUUGAUGGUGGCAGUUGUACUAAUGUAGCUAGCACUGUUUUGGUUGAAAAGCUUAGUUUACCUAUGAAGAAGCAUCCAAGGCCAUAUAAGCUGCAAUGGUUAAAUGAUUGUCGAGAAAUUAAGGUAAAUAAGCAAGUUCUAGUUUCAUUCUCUAUGGGAUGUUAUAAGGAUGAGGUACUGUGCGACGUGGUUCCCAUGCAUGCUGGACAUUUACUUUUGGGGAGCCCAUGGCAAUAUGAUAGGAGAGUAACACAUGAUGGCUUCAAAAAUCACUAUUCGUUCAUCAUGGAAGGGAAAACAAUUACUCUUGUGCCAUUGAGUCCAAGGCAGGUUUAUGAGGAUCAACUGAGACUCAAAAAAGAGAGUAAGCUAAGAAAAGAGAGUGAGCUUAAGGGUAUGAAAAACAAAGAGAAAACAGCAGAAAAAGUGUCCAAAAAGAGACAAAAGAUUGAGAGUGCUGAAAACAAAGAGAGAAAAUCAGUGAGUGUUUAUGCAAAAGAAAGUGAUGUCAAGGCUGCGUUCUUUGCAAAGCAGCCUAUGUUUGUGCUUCUGUAUAAAGAUACUUAUUUCAACACUAACGAACUUAAUGAUUCUUUGCCUAAUGUUGUUAAAUCUCUUUUGCAGGACUUCAAGGAUGUGUUUCCAGAUGACGUUCCUAAUGUUUUACCACCAAUAACAGGAAUCGAGCAUCAAAUUGAUUUCAUUCCUGGUGCAACAAUUCCAAAUCGACCAGCAUAUCGAAGCAAUCCCAAUGAGACGAAAGAACUUCAAAGAGGUUGCGUUUGGGUGCAUAUGCGCAAGGAGCGAUUCCCUACACAAAGGCGUUCUAAGCUGCAACCAAGAGGCGAUGGACCAUUUCAAGUGAUUGUGAGGAUUAAUGACAACGCAUACAAGUUGGAGCUUCAUAGUAAGUAUAACUUUAGCGCUACUUUUAAUGUUUAUGAUCUUUCUCCUUUUGAUGUACGUGACGUUUUGAGGAAAAAUCCUUUUGAGGAGAGAGGGAAUGAUGGGAAUCAAGACGAUAGCAUAUCUAUUACGUCAUGUGAUCCAUUACACACCCAAGGAGGUCCAAUCACUCGAGCUAGAGCUAAGAAGAUGCGUUAAGCUUUAAAUGGCCUUAUUGAGCAUAUCUGGGUUGAAAACAACAUACAACAAGCAAAUCGAAGCUUGGAUGAUUAUCAAGGCAUGGUAAACAUCAUUUAGGUUCAAGAGAAGCUUAGUUGAGGUCCUUUGCACGAAAUUACACAGUUUG